AUGGAUAUAUCACAUCCUAACAGUUUUCUGCAACAGGAAGAACAUCGGUUAGCCACGUUCAGCGGACAUGAGAUAUUUCCCAUUGAUAUUAGGAAAUUGGCCGAAGCCGGAUUUUACAGUACGGACGCAGGGAAUAAUGUGAGGUGCUUUGAUUGCAAUUUGGAAGUUGAUGUUAAAUCUCUCGCAGUGUCAGAUGACAUCGUUAAAAUUCACAGAACGAUGAACCCUCAUUGCUCAUUCGCAUGCAAAUUGGCCACUAGAGUAUACAGGAACAUGACGUUCGUCAGCUACGAUAGUUUAAGAUACGAAGAACAGCGAUUAGGAACCUUCAUCGACUGGCCUCAUGAAUGGCUGAAACCGUCAGAAUUGGCGGCCGACGGAUUUUACCAUCUCAGGAAAAGGGAUUACUGUGCGUGUAUCUUCUGCAGAGGGAUAGUUGGAGCCUGGGAACGGGGUGACACGCCAAGAGGAGAACAUCAGCGCCAUUUUCCUCACUGUCCCUUUAUUAGGGAUCAGCCAGUUGGAAAUGUUCCCAUUAUUCCUGGCAAUAUUUUAGCCAGGUUACCGGCACUACAUGUGAGUCUGGACGAUUGCAGAUCGUCAAGACGUGUUAAGGCCGACGUUUGCGGAUUAUCGUCAAGACAUAUGGCCGGAUCAUAUCCCGAAUGCAGAGGAUCUCUGGAGGGAAUUGGUCUCUCCCAGCAUUCUGGACCGACACGAAGUGAUUUCAUGACAGUAGAUAGCCGAUUGGAGACCUAUGUCGAAUGGCCUGAGGAUAUUGGUCUGCACAUACAAGAUCUUGCCGAAGCUGGAUUUUUCUACUGUGGUCUGAGUGAUCAUGUUCGCUGUUUCCACUGCGGUAAGGGUCUUCGCAAUUGGAUAUCUAGCGAUAUACCUUGGAAGGAACACGCUAGAUGGUAUCCUACAUGCAGAUUUGUUUUAUUGAUGAAAGGCCAGGACUAUAUCAAUAAAGUCCAGCAAGAAUAUCCACCAUACACCCGCAUAGCAAGUACUAUAUAUUCGGGUAUCGAUAAAGCUGCUUCCGGUAGCAAAUUGGAUCUAUUGAUGAGUUUGGAUAUCGCCAAGGGUGUACUGAGACUGGGAUUUCCUAGUUAUAUAGUCAGGGCCACCCUUAAAGAUCGGGUUGAACAAACCGGCGAACCGUAUAUCGGUAUAGAGCCUUGUCUUGAAGAUGUCAUACAGAGAAUGAACGAAACAGAGAAUCAGGUUGCAGAUAAUCGUUCUGAAAGUACAGCGUGUGAGCCGUCAUCUGGCGAGACUGAUAUUUCAUCUUCGAUAUCUGAACAACAAACUUUUGUAUUCCCAUCUACGUCUGGAACCAUGGAGAAUCGGGUUGCAAAUAUUCAGUCGCUUCCAUCCGAAUCUACCGAGGUUGAACUAUUAUCUCAACAACAAGUUUCUAUAUUGCCAUCUACAUCUGAAAUAAGACGACAACAAGCUUCUGUAUUUCCAUCUACAUCUGAAAUGAUACGACAACAAGCUAUACUCCCUACUGCACCUCUGACUACAACGUUAUCAUCAUCAUCAUCAUCAUCUGAACGAGAAAAUACCGAAACUGAAACAAAGCAUAUUUUGCAAAUAGUCGAAGAAUUCAUAUCGCAGACUAGUGAAGAAGAAGAGGAGGAAUAUGAGGAAAAAAAAGAAUUCAAGUCAAAACAAUCUUAUGAACAGCUGAAAGAGGAACUCGAACGGAUGCGUGAAAAUCGCACAUGUAAAGUGUGCAUGGACAGUGAAAUAACUGUAGUGUUCCUUCCAUGCGCACAUAUGGUUACGUGUGCUUCCUGUGCUGUAUCCCUGAGACAGUGCCCCAUCUGUAGAAGUGACAUCAGAUAUGCAU
Messenger RNA from Penaeus indicus, 1858 nucleotides. Its product is annotated as baculoviral IAP repeat-containing protein 7-like. NCBI's taxonomy places the organism in Eukaryota, Metazoa, Arthropoda, Malacostraca, Decapoda, Penaeidae. The record is from RefSeq and is a predicted model, not a curated record. Gene Ontology annotation, cellular component: nucleus; cytoplasm. Gene Ontology annotation, molecular function: ubiquitin protein ligase activity; cysteine-type endopeptidase inhibitor activity involved in apoptotic process. Gene Ontology annotation, biological process: regulation of cell cycle; negative regulation of apoptotic process; positive regulation of protein ubiquitination.